Syngnathus acus (greater pipefish) is the source of this 2446-nucleotide messenger RNA. It is a transcript of the gene gabra6a, whose product is annotated as gamma-aminobutyric acid type A receptor subunit alpha6a. The transcript is spliced from 10 exons. The coding region runs from base 65 to 1411 and encodes 448 amino acids. Gene Ontology annotation, biological process: nervous system process; gamma-aminobutyric acid signaling pathway; synaptic transmission, GABAergic. Gene Ontology annotation, molecular function: inhibitory extracellular ligand-gated monoatomic ion channel activity; benzodiazepine receptor activity; transmitter-gated monoatomic ion channel activity involved in regulation of postsynaptic membrane potential. NCBI's taxonomy places the organism in Eukaryota, Metazoa, Chordata, Actinopteri, Syngnathiformes, Syngnathidae. Gene Ontology annotation, cellular component: dendrite membrane; synapse; GABA-A receptor complex. The record is from RefSeq and is a predicted model, not a curated record.
AAGUUCAUUAUAGUUUGAUGUUAAAGAAGUUUCCGCAGCAUUUAUAGCCAAAAUUCCUCUAGAGAUGGCCAUUUUUUUGUUCUAUUGGAUUCUGGCCUGUAUCUGUGGGAUAAGUCUCGGCAAUGUAAAUUCAAAUGAGAAGAUUUACUCAGACAACAUCACUCGCAUUCUGGAUAGACUUUUGGACGGUUAUGACAAUAGACUGCGACCUGGAUCUGGAGGUGGCAUUACUGAGGUGAAAACCGACAUCUUUGUGACAAGUUUUGGACCUGUGUCUGAUGUUGAGAUGGAAUAUACCACGGAUAUGUUCUUUCGACAGAUGUGGGUUGAUGAGAGGCUCAAAUUUGAGGGUCCCAUUGAAAUCCUACGGUUGAACAAUCGCAUGGUAGACAAAAUCUGGAUACCGGACACCUUCUUCCGAAAUUCCAAAAAAUCUAUUUCUCACAACAUGACCACACCUAACAAGCUUUUCCGGAUUAUGCAAAACGGGACUGUACUCUACACAAUGAGACUAACAAUAAGUUCAGAGUGUCCAAUGAAUCUUAUGGACUUCCCUAUGGACGGUCACACUUGUCCUCUUCGAUUUGGAAGCUAUGCCUACACCAGCAGUGAAAUCAUUUUCACUUGGAGAAAGGGGCCUAUCAAGUCUGUUGAUUGUCCCAAAGAGUCCAUGAGCCUUUUGCAGUAUGAUCUGGUGGGACAGACGCUGUCCAGUGAGAUUUUCAAGUCCAACACAGGUCACUACUCUGUGCAGGUGGUCCAUUUCCAUCUCCAGAGGAAGCUGGGAUACUACCUCAUCCAGACAUACAUUCCACUUAUCAUGAUUGUCGUGCUGUCACAAGUCUCUUUCUGGAUCAAUAAGGAGUCCGUCCCUGCGCGUACAGUCGCCGGCAUCACCACAGUGCUAACAAUGACCACCUUGAGCAUCAGCGCCCGCCAGUCCCUCCCCAAAGUGGCCUAUGCCACAGCCAUGGAUUGGUUCAUUGCCGUGUGUUUUGCCUUUGUGGCGUCAGCCCUCAUCGAGUUUGCGGCAGUCAACUACUUUGCCACGCUGCAAGCCAACCGCCUGAAGAGGACAAAAGCCCGACAAGAAAAGCUCGAGGUUUUAGCUACAACUAGCGACGAUGAAGACAUCAUUUCGGAGUCUAACACCAGCCCUCAAGAAGGCCUUAAGAGGAGAAACCACUCGAUGUGCCCCAGUGAAGCAACCGAGGCACCGCCCAUGCCAAUAUUCCUUCAGCAAGGCUCAGCCUUCCCGCAAAUCCCGCAGCUGGCUGGCACCAGCCCCAUCGACAAAUAUGCCCGCAUUCUCUUCCCCUUGACCUUCGGCCUCUUCAAUCUGGUCUACUGGUACAUCUACCUGGCCAAGGACACCAUGGAGAGAGCCAGGGAUGUGGAUCGAGCCUCUUAAAAGCAAGACGGCCAGGGAAAGGGCACGUGCAGAGUGAGAGACCCCCCUCCCCCCUCCGCAUUCUCUCUCUGAAGCUCUCAGCAUUUGUUCUGCUCUCAUCUGACAGAGGAAAUGAAUCAGAAACUCAUUUAUUCGGCUGCCGCACAUCUAUUCAUUUCACAGGCUGUGACCGCUGCCCACUUGUGUUCUGAUCAGUAGGCCGAAGAGCUGCCCUUCACGGGUCUCCAUCCCUAUCGAGCCCCCUGACCCAUCAAACCAGACGACGACGGUCCGAUAACGGCAUGCGCGCCGCCUCCAGCAACGCACGUUACAUGAAAAAGAAAGCGGAUGAUAUCAUCGCCGAUGGCUGCACCUGCUAGUGAUGCAAGAAGGAACCAACGCUUUCAGAAGGCUGCCCUCUACAGAGUCACAGCCCCCACUGCAAGCACAUCAAAGUCAACUUCCCUCUUCAAAUGUGAUCAAAGCUGAGAGAAUGAAUGGUGAGGGUGGGCUUUGUCCAUGCAUGACGCUGUGGGGGUUCGUUUUCUUGCACUGCAGGCUGCUUCUAAAAACGCUGCAUGAGGAAAACACAAUUCUUUUUAAUUUUCUCGUCACAAAUGCAACAUAAAAAAAAUUGCCCAAGUAGAGCGACCUUCCCCACGCUCUUAAAACUGCUGGGUUUAAAGUAACUCAAAUGGCUAACUCAGCACUAAGUCUAAAAGGGACAGACACCCACUGCAUUGGGUUGAGGAUUUGGGUUGAGAUUUUGAUCCUACAUAGCGGUACAAACAGUUGGGCAAAAGAAAUAACCCAAUUUGGGUGAAACAUUGACAGAUCCUCUAGCUGACCGGCACAGCACAAGACAAAGAUUUCUCCACUGUCAUGUCUACUUGGCAAAACUAUUGUAGUACCGCAACUAAUCUGUGAGAGGCAGCAUUGUGCUACAGGGCAUCUGUACUGCAAGAGUAGUUGUAGAAGAAGAAAAACACAUGUUAGGCUGACUGUUAGCUUAUCUGGUAAUUAGUGACUUUCUUGUGAAUGACACAUACUCAACCA